This is a messenger RNA of Phycodurus eques (leafy seadragon), 4792 nucleotides long. It is a transcript of the gene ulk3, whose product is annotated as unc-51 like kinase 3. Gene Ontology annotation, biological process: autophagosome organization; peptidyl-serine phosphorylation; protein autophosphorylation. The coding region runs from base 194 to 1684 and encodes 496 amino acids. NCBI's taxonomy places the organism in Eukaryota, Metazoa, Chordata, Actinopteri, Syngnathiformes, Syngnathidae. The record is from RefSeq and is a predicted model, not a curated record. Gene Ontology annotation, cellular component: autophagosome; cytoplasm. Gene Ontology annotation, molecular function: protein serine/threonine kinase activity; ATP binding. The transcript has 14 exons.
UGCGACUGAGAUCUUGAUUGUUUAACUACUUAUAAAUUGUUUUUAACAUUCGAUUUAAAUAAAAAUAAACAUUAAAAACAAUUCCAAUUACUGUGAUGAAUAGGCGACGGACCUCCAUUUUGAUAAAUGUCGUGACGUUCACGACGUAGUAUGACAGUCACACGGCUGUUCCGAUUAAAUGUAGUGCACAAUAAUGUAUACACCCGAUCGGAAUAGAUCACACGACAACAGUUCUUCGGAGAUUUUCAAUCGGAUUUAUUUCAAUGGGAAUGACAAAAAAAAAACGGCGACUGUGGUUCCGCUGAAGACGAGCACCGCAAUCAAAAUUCAAGACCUGCUGCUCAGCAUGGCUUCGUCCUCCAGCUUUGCACCUCCGAAACUAGAUGACUUCAUCCUGACGGAGCGGCUGGGAAGCGGUACAUACGCCACAGUCUACAAGGCCUACAGAAAGGGGGAUAGUCGAGAGGCGGUGGCAGUGAAGGUGGUGGCCAAGAAGACUCUGAACAAGGCGUCCACAGAGAACCUGCUCACAGAGAUCGAGAUCCUCAAGACCAUGCGUCACCCUCAUAUUGUCCAGCUGAAAGACUUUGUGUGGGAUUCUGAGAACAUAUAUCUGAUCCUGGAAUGGUGUUCCGGUGGAGAUCUGUCCCAUUUCAUCCGCAGUCGUCGUAUCUUGCCGGAGGGAGUCGCCCGCCGUUUUCUGCAGCAAAUAGCCUGUGCUCUCCAGUUCCUACAUAACCGAAACAUCUCCCACUUGGAUUUGAAACCGCAGAACAUCUUGCUCUGUGGCUCAGUCCUUAAACUAGCAGACUUUGGUUUUGCCCAGUACAUGUCUCCGUGGGACGAGAAGAGCGUGUUGAGAGGCUCUCCUCUCUACAUGGCUCCCGAGAUGGUGUGUCGGCGCCAGUACGACUCAAGAGUGGAUCUCUGGUCCGUGGGAGUCAUUCUUUAUGAGGCACUUUUUGGACUGGCCCCUUUUGCAUCAAGGUCGUAUUCAGAAUUGGAAGAGAAGAUUAGAAGUAACCAGCCCAUUGAGCUCCCUCCCGGGGCCAGGGUCUCCAAGCACUGCCGGGACCUCCUCCUGCGUCUCCUGGAGAGAAAGCCGGAUGCCCGGAUCAACUUUGCUGAGUUCUUCACGCACCCCUUUGUGGAUAUGGAGCACAUGCCGAGUGCCGAGAGCUUGGAGAAGGCGAAAGAACUGGUACUGCAGGCCGUCCAGAAGGACCAAGAUAGAGAGCGGUCUGCCGCUCUCUCUCUGUACUGCAGCGCCCUUGAGCACUUUGUCCCUGCUAUUUAUUACGAGACUGACCGGCAGCGUAAAGAUGUCCUCAGGCAAAAGGUCCGCCAGUACGCAUCCCGAGCGGAAGAGCUGAAGGCCUUAGUGGCCUCAGACAACAACCUUAUUUUCGAGGCGGCGCGCACCUCCAGGGACAUCCUCCGAGAAAUGUCCCGUGAGCAACCACGCUUACUAGCGGCGCUGGAGAUGGCCUCGGUUGCCAUUGCUAAGGAGCAAAGUGGCGUGGACGAGAAGGAGGCCUUGGAUGAAUACCAGAAGUGCUUAGGAGAACUCCUGUUGGCUCUCGCAGCAGCUCAGAUCAACCAACCUUUCCGGAGUCCUCAGAUUAAGGCCGCUGUUCCUCAGCAUCGAACGAAGCCAGGUGAGGUGUCUUGGCCAUUUGGUUAGGAUGCCUCCUGGACGCCUCUCUGGUGAGGUUUUCUGGGCAUGUCCCACUGGGAGGAAGCCCUGGGGACGACCUAGGACAUGAUAGAGAGACUGUGUCUCACAGCUGGCUUUGGGAUCCCACCGGAAGAGCUGGGCCAAGUGGCUGGAAUGAGGGAAGUCUGGGCUUCCCUACUAAUGCUACUACUGCGAAUCGAAGAAAAUGGAUUGAUGGAUUAAAAAUUGGCUGAAUGUUGGAGUUAGUGGGAUCCCUGCACAUGUUUUUAACUUCAAUGAGCCAGUUGGUCUCAUCAUGUGUUCAAUAGCAUGUAAGACCGGACAUCCGAGCCAGGCUUUUUUUUUUUUUUUUUUUUUUUUUUAAAAAAACAAAAAACAAAAAAAACAGUAUGUUCCUGUAUUUCACUUGUGCUUUUAUUUUUAUUCAAGAUUAGACUAGCAUAUCUUGCAGUGGCCCGUAGCAUUAUAUGCUAUUUGCGGACAAAAUAUUUCCAGUUUGUAGCAUAAUACAGCCGUAUUGUAUGCCUGUACUGUGAUAAGUGUUACGAUACAGAGCCAAAAAACGAUGGUGUUGUCUGUUUGGAUUCUUAUCACACAGUUAUUUUUGCGCAUUAAUGCACAGAACAAUUUGGUGACGAAGCUGGAACAUAAUACCGCUGCCCUCCUUCCUUGCCACCAGUCCCUUGGUCCAGCUGGUCUGAAUAUUUUAAGUUCAGCAGCAAUCGGAAUAGCCGAACCGCUAUACUCAUCCACCAUCCUAUUUUCAUACUCUCAAACCCACGCAGACGUAUGAAGACUGUGUUGCCUUGUUGGCUGGACAGUUCGCUGCGCCAGAGCGUUAUAGUCCGCCGUCAGCAGCAGACGGGCAAGUCUAAAUUCUUCUGUAAAUUGGCUGAUUAGAAGACGAGAUGUAAAAAAACAAAACGUUAUGAGUAUGUAUAUUUGUUAACGAGCUGUAAAUGUCGACGCGGCAUUGUAAAGUGGACUCGUCGAUUCAACGAUCGAUUCAACCCUGAGCACAAACGUUUAGUUAAUCAGACCCAUAGACAGGAUCACAUCAGAUGCUGGCAUAUUUGUGGGUGGUUUUCAUGGCAUGAAUAAAGAUGGAGGUAAUGUGAGAGAACGCGUGGGCGGGGCUGUUAAGGAACACAGAAGGCCAUUCACUCUCUGUGUGGCCUUGCAUGAGGCAAUGAGCUCAUGCGCCCUCAUGUGAGAGCGAUUCCAGUAGAGAGGCUUUUUGGAGCUGAGAUGAUGGGACCCAGCGCCUGCCAGGGACCCUGCGUGCGGUACGGGAGCCUUGCCAUCUGCUUCCCAUUUAGACCUUGCUGCAAACACACAAGACGCUUUAUCUUCCGCUGAUGAGAUCUUGAAACGGCCAGCCAGCGCUCAGUCUUGCGAACAUACCACUGAUUUCCACUUUUAAAUGAGGGUAGAUGCUCAAAAUAUUAUAUAAUAGAACAUACGGAGCCUUGCUCGAUUGACUGCACUUUUUAUGGUAAUGCAUGAGCAAAAGUCUUGAGAUGUUCAAACAAUUAACAAGUCAGUUUUCCAUAAUAUAUGCACUUUAGAUUUAAAGGUCCCGCAUUUUGGCUAAUUUGACUUCCAUACAGUGACUCUCUAACACUGGACUUAGUAUAAAAGUGUCAAUUUCAUUAAAAAAACAAAAAAAAAACCUUAGUUUUGUCCAGUGUCCAGAAAAGGCUCCUCUGCCAGUUACUUCUAUUUGACCCAGUUUUGUGACCCCUUCCUCAUGGCGAAUCCUCAAAAUAAUCAAAAGGCUAAAAUAAUUUGCAAUUUAGCAUCGCCUCUCUGUCCCGGACAGUGUUUCCCAACUUUUAUUGAGCCAAGGCGCACAUUUUAUGUGAGAAAGAAAUCUCACAGAACACCACCAAACGUCACAAAAACUGGAUACACGGGGUAAUUAUGUGCCUUUUUCCAUCUAGUCCAGGAGAAUGUCAUUGUUCUUUCUGCUACUAAUCGUAGCUGGCAUAGAUAGCUGACCAAAUAUCAAUAAUAAUACAAUUUUGUGAAACUGGAUUAUUGAGGGCGGCACGGUGGUCGACUGGUUAGAGCGUCAGGAUCACAGUUCUGAGGACCCGGGUUCAAUCCCCGGCCCCACCUGUGUGGAGUUUGCAUGUUCUCCCCGUGCCUCCGUGGGUUUUCUCCGGGCACUCCGGUUUCCUCCCACAUCCCAAAAACAUGCAUUAAUUGGAGACUCUAAAUUGCCCAUAGGCAUGACUGUGAGUGCGAAUGGUUGUUUGUUUCUAUGUGCCCUGCGAUUGGCUGGCAACCAGUUCAGGGUGUACCCCGCCUCCUGCCCGAUGACAGCUGGGAUAGGCUCCAGCACGCCCGCGACCCUAGUGAGGAGAAGCGGCUCAGAAAAUGGAUGGAUGGAUGGAUUAUUGAGGUCUCAUGGGACACUAACGUUUAACGGAACACUGGUUAGGAAUCACUUAUCUUGGAUACCUGCUUCUAAUUGGAGCUCCUUUGGGCCAAUUGCAUAUGAGUUUGCCAAAUAAUGAGUCCUGGAAUGCGCCCAAAAUGAUGCUCCAAACCAAAAUGGCCAACUUUCUUUGUAAUUUUGGGCAUGAGUUAAUUUGUGUUAAUUGUUAAAAAUAGUUUUGGGUGCUGUUUUUUCCUGUCAUAACUUUUCAGGGAGCCGGCACGGUGUUGACUGGUUAGCACGUCUGCCUCACAAUGCUGGGGACCUGGGUUCAAAUCCCGGCCCCGCCUGUGUGGUGUUUGCAUGUUCUCCCCGUGCCUGGGUGGGUUUUCUCCGGGCACACCGGUUUCCUCCCACGUCCCAAAAACAUGCGUAGUAGGUUGAUUGAAGACUCUAAAUUGCCCGUAGGUGUGAAUGUGAGUGAAAAUGGUUGUUUGUUUCUAUGUGCCCUGCGAUUGGCUGGCGACCGGUUCAGGGUGUACCCCGCCUCCAGCCAGAAGAUAGCUGGGAUGGGCUCCAGCAGCCCGCGACCCUAUUGAGGAUAAGCGUUAAAGAAAAUAGAUGGAUAGAUGGAUGGAACUUUCCAGGGAGUGCUACUAUUAUGUGGGGGUCGUGCAGUGGACCCCUAAAAUAUAUACACUUGAAGAUAUAUAUAUAUAUAUUAUAUAUAU